Molecule: messenger RNA, 7026 nt
Organism: Scomber scombrus (Atlantic mackerel)
Lineage: Eukaryota; Metazoa; Chordata; Actinopteri; Scombriformes; Scombridae
Gene: ttll4
Product: tubulin tyrosine ligase-like family, member 4
Exons: 20
Coding region: 378-3638 (1086 amino acids)
Biological process (GO): protein polyglutamylation; microtubule cytoskeleton organization
Cellular component (GO): cilium
Molecular function (GO): tubulin-glutamic acid ligase activity; tubulin binding
Source: RefSeq, a predicted model, not a curated record
GCGCUAACAGUGUCCUACUGACCUGCAGCACACGUGCUAGGCCUAGGUGUUGUAUUGCUAACUGUCACAGCAGCUGUGGUGGCAGUUAUGAUUACUGUUGGUGAGGAUUCAUCAAGGACUUGUAGUCAAUAUACAGCAACCAACAGGAAAUCCACUACUCCGUUCAGUUGGAGCUGACAGCUCAAAACUGAUUUCUUCUGGAAAAACACUCACUUGAGUGGGGAGCAACCAGGAGGUACAGGUAUUCUCGGAAAGGGAACCUGCUCCCUCCGACUCAGGCUCAUUUGGUAUCAUCUCAACUGUCAAUCCCUCUUCUGCCAGUCCAGCCAGGAUCCCAGUUCUUCAAAAAUAACCGCAUUUUUGAUUUUGACGGUGCCAUGCCCACCAACCAGUCCUCCCCAUGGGGUGGGGGAAAGCCCCGGGCUUCCUCCAAUGCCGAUAGUCCCACCUCUACAACAUCUGUCAGUACAAAUGCCAAGACAGUUGCGGCCACUAAAGUGCCUUUUAGUCAGCCUGCCCUAGAGCUGUCCAGGAGAAAGGACCAAGCCAAACCUUUCUCCUCAAAUGUUGCCUCAUCUGCCAUUAAGCAGACAGCAGCGGCCCCGUCUGUGGGUUCUGUAUGGGAGAGCGGGGACAGAAGUAAAACCAACACCCAGAGCCAAUUCACCACUGUGCCAGACGGGUCUCCAACCCUGCCACAACAAAUUAAUUGGAUUCAAGGUUCACACCAGUUACUGGCAGCAGGACAGAAGCAGGCUUAUAGCAGCCACAUAGAGACCAGUGCCCCUUCCUCCUCCAUCCCCAAGAAGGAAUGCCAAGUUGGGAUUAAUGUUCAGCUGACUGGCACCACGGAGAAAUGUACAUCGCUCCAGUCCUCUCAGCCAGGAGGCAGUUUAGCUAUGAGCAGAUGUCAGGCUGCGUCAGGUGAUGCGCCAUUAGGACUGGAUACCCUUUUGUCAGUUUGUCAUCAGGACCUGUUCAUCAAAGGACAACCCACUUAUAAACGAACUAACAAGUUGAUGUACGAGGCUGCAGACUGUUCUUCCUCGCCUUCAGUGCCUCCUCCAUGCCUUACUCUUUGUGAACACCAGGGGACAGCGUUAGGAAAGGAUGCCUCCAGCCUCAACACCACAAAAGCAGAAAUAAGAAGCACAACGAGAGAAACGACGACUAAGAGGAGUCAUUCAGCGAAACCGGCAACAAAAUCCAUUCAAACACAAAACAGUUGCACAGAAAUAUCUGCUUUAAACAAUCUGUUGCUGGUAAGAGGUAGUCCUCCAGCGGUGGUGGCAGCCGCUUCCCAGAGUAAGCCCCAAACAACUGCAUCACUAGACAUAAACAAGCAGGUCCCAGAAAGUCAAUGUCCACCAGGAAGCACCCUGUCCACAUGCGGAAGAACAAGUCCUCCAGCAGCCAGUCCUUGUCCAAAUGGCCCCACGCCAACUGUGCUCAGUGCCAGUGUCAGUGCCACUCAGGUGGAGGAGUCCACAACACUGGAUGACACUCUAGCCGUGGCCUCACAUCCUCCAGGAGCCUUGGUGGGCUCUGUGACCACCAAGAUCUCCACCAUCCACCUAACCAAGCAGGGGCAGUCUGCCUGCACGUCAUCCUCAUCUCCCUCCCCUUCCUCUCCCUCAACGUCAGAGGAGUGUCCGGUCGGAGAGACUCAGCUGUCUGGCCAGGAGUAUGUUAUGCAAGUGGAUGGAGGUGAGGAGGAGCUACCUGAUGAGCUAGAGAAUGCUUGUAGUGAUGAUGAUGAUUCAGACUGCUCAUCCAUCAUUGGGACCUCAUCCACAGCAUCCCUCGCACAUCUUUCCGGGGUUGAGGAACCAAUGUCGCUGGAGGUGGAAGAUGAACGAGAGGAGAAACCGGCUCUGGUUCCCAGUUUGUUCCCCAACUUCCCUUCAACACUCUACUUCAGCACCAUCAGUGAGAAAGUGGAGCUAUUGCCCGCAGAACAAAGACGACUGUUAAAAUGGAAGUUGAGCCCCGUCACUCCAAAUGUUGUCAAAAACACCAUCACCAGGUCACACUUCAAAGUCACCAAAAAAAGCCAUGACUGGUUAGGCUGCUGGGGUCACCACAUGAGGUCUCCUGGCUUCAAGGCUCUUGGAGAGCACCAGAAGUUGAAUCACUUCCCAGGAACCUUCCAGAUUGGCAGGAAGGACAGGCUGUGGAGGAACCUGUCCAAGAUGAGGAUUCGCCAUGGCAAACAGGAGUUCAGCUUUUUCCCCCGAACCUUCAUCCUGCCUCAGGACAUCAAGGUGCUCCGCAAGGCCUGGGAGGACAGUGGCUCCAAGCAGAAAUGGAUCAUCAAACCUCCCGCCUCAGCCAGAGGAGUAGGUAUCCAGGUCAUCCACAAAUGGAGCCAGAUGCCCCGCAGGAGACCACUACUGGUCCAGAAGUAUCUCCACAAGCCCUACCUCAUCAGCGGUAACAAGUUUGACCUGCGGAUCUACGUCUACGUGUCAUCCUACGACCCGCUCAGAAUUUACAUCUUCACUGAUGGACUGGUUCGAUUCGCCAGUUGCAAGUAUUCGUCUUCCAUGAAGACACUGAGCAACAAGUUCAUGCACCUGACCAACUACAGCGUCAACAAGAAAAACUCUGAAUACCAGACUAACAGCGAUGACAAGGCCUGCCAGGGACAUAAAUGGGCCUUGAAGGCAUUGUGGCAGUAUCUUAGUGCUAAGGGAGUCAACACCACUGUGCUAUGGGAGAAGAUUAAAGAUAUUGUGAUCAAAACCAUCAUUGCGUCAGAACCGUAUGUUAACAGUCUGCUGAAGAUGCAUGUUAAGUCACCCUACAGCUGCCACGAGCUGUUCGGCUUCGAUAUCAUGCUGGACAAGAACCUCAAACCCUGGAUCCUGGAGGUCAACAUAUCACCUAGCCUGCAUUCCAACACAGCGCUGGAUCUUUCCAUUAAAGGUCAGAUGAUCAGAGACCUCCUGAACCUGGCUGGUUUUCAUAUUCCCCAAAGAGAAGAUGUGGUCGCCUCCGGUAGCAGCACCUCCAGCUCCACCAGCAGUCUGUACGGGGGUACCAGGGAGAGGACCAGAUCUGAUCUGUCUGCUGAAGAGAAGGUCAAACGGGCAUUUUACCUCACACAUUGCGUCACUGACCAGGAUUUCGUCUCAACAGUGUUGGAUGUUUUGACUCCAGAGGACGUUCACAUGCUAGCAGAGAGCGAAAACGAGCUGAGUCGCAGAGGUCAGUUUGAGCGAAUUUUCCCAUCACCGACAUCAUCUCGCUACCUCCGCUUCUUCGAGUGUACGAGAUACCUCAACAUACUGCUCGACCAAUGGGAACAAAAGUACUGGAACAACAGGACCAAAGGUAUCAGUCUGCUGAGGACUCUCUGUCAGAAAAAAGUCCAUCUCGGAACCAAUGACCCUGCUCACAUGUGGUCCAAGUGUAGCUACGUCUCCCACAGACGUGAACUUGUCAGUCCAUCUAGAUCCAGAGUGGUGGUCAGCCUUCAGCACCGGUCCGACGAGGACGACGGUUCAGACGGGGAGGUGGCAUCCGUUUCCAGCCUGCCUGUUUCUCCAAGUCCUGGAUCUAGUGUCACCAGCAGUGCCUGUGCAAGCCCUCAGCCCUGCCUCACCCAGAGCCUGCUGCCCCAACACUUUUGCUAACAUGCUGCUUAGCACCCAGAAACGGAGCUCAGGGUCUAAGCCAUAGCCCUCACCUCUCUCAUAAACACGUUUCUAGUGAUCUUCAUGUCUACUGGCUCUGAAAAACACUCACUCUGGACCAGAAAUGUACUUAAACUAUAACCUUGAAGCUAUAAAUCUAUAAGUCUUAAUGCACACUCGAGCAAGGUCUGGAUUUUGGUCUUAACAGAAUUGUAGUUUGCAUCAGAAGGAGGUACUAUUAAUAAUGUGAAGGGGUGGGGAUAUUAGGGGGAAUAGCAGGCAGCUGAUUAAUUAUCCUUUCUAAGUAAGUCUCAAUUGCCACAACUGAAAAAAGUAUACUAUAUACGAAUUGGACUUCACAAGUCUGUUUGUAUGUUUUAGGCCAUUUACUACAAAUCACAUAUAUGCCAAUCGUUGUCCAGCCUUUCAGAUGGUGCAACGUCCCAUCAUGUCUGCUCAGCAUGUCAAACUUACUUUACUUUAAGUCAAUGCAGUGCAGACAUGACAGAUUUAACCUUCUGGUUCAUUCCGGUAGUAUAUCAAAGCAUUAUCUCAAGUAUUACAUUUAUCUCAUUAACAUUAUUAGCGUUUGAACAUGUUAUCGAUAUUAGUAUCAUUUGGAAACUGCAUUUACACAAUCGAGGGUGCUACAGAGGUGCUCUAGCCAAUUAAAUACUGGCAAAAAAGUUUAACCCAGUUUAACUUUUUUUGUCAUGCAAAGCAGCAUCACUUGGCUGUUUAAAUAAGUGUAAGCAAACAUUCCAGGUACCUUGCGAUCGUCAAGACGACAAAAUAAUUGUCACUGCGAUAACGUUUUUAGAGUUUUAACAUCCUGUCAGACAGUAGCGUAAAUUGCUGUGCAGUGUUUUGGAUUAACAGGCUUAAAAAUGUGUUGCUUAAACUUGACUUCCUGAAUUGUUCACACACCCCGCUUGUACUGCCACUUAGUGGCAGCUGCUCUGACACAUUCAUUUUCCCAAAAGGUUUGUCCUCACUGGAAUUUGGUACUAAACCUAAACUGUGAAUGAUGGGCUUCCUCAAACUCUGCACUUCAAAUCUGUUGGUUUGUGCACAUUAGAAGAGAAUGAAACCGCUAAGACAACAUUAACUUACAGACAAUAAAGCUUAAUAGCUUGAGCUGAACGCAGUGGUCCAAAGUUGUGGUGAUGAAUAAUGACACAAUACUGUGGUUUCUACUGUUAGUUUGGUGUUAAGAGGGCAGUCGAUCUUGUGACCUUCCUAGCCUUACAGACACAAGCUUUGUGUGUGUGUGUUUGUCGAAUGGAGAGGAGAAGAAAAAAAAGAGCUUUCAGUGGACAAGUUAAGGGAGGAACAGGGAAUCGGAGAGAAGGUGUGCUACAGAAAAUGACCAUUCUGUGCUCACCAGAUGUUCUGUGGCGCGUUGAGAUCUCUGCAGCUUAAAAAGUGUCAUUUUAGUUUUAUUUUAUUCUGGUUGAUGGUGUUGCUGGUGUGUUUGACAAAAACCUCAUUUUAGUUCACGAUGUUCAUUUAUGUUAGUGAUACUUGAAAAUGAAAAGGCAAACUUUAUUACUCUGCAUGUUGGUAGGCAAAAAAGUUACGCUGAAGGCAUUUGAUAAUAGCAACCUUGUUUGACUUUUUUUCAAAAGGGCUUUCGUUUUUCUGUGUGACGAUCACUUGUAUUAAAUAACAGUAUAGAGAGCCGAAGUCAUGACAUUGACUCAAGUACAGCGCUUGCUUUUACAAGUUAAAACCAUUGUGAUAUAAACAGCAGUUCAUUUUCUAGCAUGCAAACUACAGCUCCCUCUCAUUUUGCCAGUGGGGUCGCCUAAAGGAGGAGAAACAGAGUUUGUUAAAGGCUGCAAAGAAAACCUUAAAUAUUGAAUAAACAAACACAUUAGAUUUGAAUUGAAACAUAAGAAGUGUACAACGCCACAUACUGUUAAAAAGGUUCUGUUCCCAGGCUUGAUCUUAACUUAUUUAGGAAGUUUCUGUUUCACUUCGGCUCUCUGUACAGACUUUCUUAAAGGCUGCCAAAAUGUUAGUCCAGCUCUAGAAUUUAAACCCUGUAGACAAACCUAUACAAAGCACAUUCUUCGUUAUCAUUUUCCAGAAUCAUCCACACUGUGAGUGGGGUGGUUAAUGAAGAGUACUUAUUGUAUCCUCAGGAAAAGAAAAGUAUUUUAUUUCAAAAAUAUACAUCUACUGUGAGGGCACAUUCAGAGGAGUCAAACUACUUGAACUUAUGUGUGAAAAUGGAUAAAUCUUCUCUAAAAGCCAACCGCUAUGGUAACAAACCUCAUCUUCUUUAGUCCAGCGGCUUCUCGACCUCAGUCUUACUUAGAUGAAUAUUUGAAAUCCUCCAGACAAAGUCUUAAAGAAGUCCUGCUUUAUGUCCCCAUUGGAAUUUAUAUGAAAGUCACUUUUGCUCCCACAAUAUAAAAAAAGUGGGAGCUUGUUGAACCUUGUUGUUUUGUUAUGCUUUUACUAACGGAUGCCAAAUUGCUGUGAAGUAGUCAGUAUGUAGCGCACAUUUACAUCUUCAUGCAAGCAUGAGCAUUUCUUUGUGGGAUAUAAGGAGAAAUAAAAAGUAACAGAGGCUAAUUGUGACAGCAGCAUACAAACAAACAAACAAAAAAUCAGCUUGUGAUGUGGAGGCAAACACUAAAGGCCCAUUCACACAGAGGAGAAACACUUUUUAAACUCCUUAUAUUUCAAUAGGGGCUGCCUGUAAAAAGCUAUUUUACCAUCAUAUGUUUAUUUUUGUAAUAAUUGAUUCAUUUUUAAUCUAUAAAGUAUCACAAAAUAGUAAAAAACUGCUAGCACAAUCAUCCAAACCCCAAGGUCUUCAGACUGCUUAUUCAAUAUACAAAACCCACAAAAUAUUGAUUUAACAAGGAUGAGAAAAUCAGGGUAGUUUGACUUACUUGUCACAAUAGGCAACCAGUGAAUGGUGAGGUCUUGGGAAGAAAAAAACUUAAUUUAAAAUUAGUUGUCAGUUGUUUCUCAUCCCCUUCUCCCCCUUUUUCGAUGCACCUACUGUAAUGUGCACUACAUAAUUUCUCUGUCUGAACUGGGCCUGACACAGUAUUAGCCUCACAUCACGCACAUCCACAAUAAGGAAGCACAAAGUCGGCAUCAGCAGGACAUCAUAGGUGGUUUUGUAUGUUUUUUCCUCAUUCUCUAUAUGACAUAUUAAAUAAUAACAUGUAUUCAAGCCUGUCUGAGCUAAAACAUACAACAUCACCUGUGUAGUCAUUCAACAUAGCUGCUAUUGAAUCUUGGAUUGGUUUCAUGGGCCCCUUGAGACAUGAAACCAAAGUAGUCCACAGUAUGUCAAUGACAUUAUAAACAUUCAAAUUCAGUAGUGACAACUUGCUCUGACUCAUUUAGCUAAUCCCACUUUACA